CAGGCUCCGGUAUAAAAUAUUUAAAGGCGCACGAAGGAUCCACAGGAGCCGCCAACGAGAUGAGUCUGGAGUCGUUGUUUGAGCACAUCAUCUUCACUGAGCACCAGGCGGAGGAGAGCCGCAGGGCGCUGCGAGAAGUGAGAUCAGAAAUUACCAGAUGUCGUGGGAGGAUUAAGAAAGCGACAGAGGAUCUCAAUGAAGAGAAAGUCAAGUUGGAAUCCAAGGUUCAGCAGUUUUCUGAAAAAUCAUUUCUCUUAGAGCUUUUGAAAACCCAUGAAAAUGCAUUAGAGAGACAGCACAGUGAAAUUAUGAACCAAAGGGAUACCCUGCUCCAAGCCUUCGAGGCCACAAAGAAAAAAGCAACAGAAGAAGAGGAAAAUUUUAUUAAGGAAAUUACAGACUUCAAUGAUGAAUAUGAAAUAACCAAGAAAAAAGAUAUUUUGAUGAAAGAAAAUAUCAAGAUGGAAAUUGCUGACUUGGAAAAUCAGGCAAAUGUUUUGAGAGGAGAAAUGAAGUCAAUGGAAUGUAACAGUGAUCAGUUACAGGAACUUCAAAAACAAAAGCGUCAACUGUUACAAGAAUUAUUUACUGUCCAGAAAAAACUUAAAGUUCUUAAAGAUGAAGAGACUGAAGUCAUUUAUACCACCAAAUACUUAGAGGCAGAAAAAUUAAAAGUCAAAGAAAAACCUCAACAUGAUGCUGAAUGCUUGAGACUGAAACAGGAGCUGGAUCUCUACAGCGAAGAUGAGAUGGAAAGCAUGUGCAAAGCGCUCCAGACAGAAAUAGAGUUUCUGGAGUCGACAUUGGCGCAGAAGGGUCUUCAGGACAAGUGACUUCUCGGAGUUGAUGAGCCGCCCUGCACUUGACCAUGGCAUCUUAGAGUCAACCCCAAGUGACACCUGUGUGGCAGAUCUCCAUGUAAACAAAAGGUUCAGAAUAGUCCAAGUGCUUAUGUCAAGAGAGGGUUUAUGUAUAUCUACAAAAUAAGUUUUAUCUUGUUACUUAAGAGGUACUUGUGUGCUUUCUAAAGGAAGAGAAAGGAGAAAAUACCAUAUUCCAGGAUUCUUCAUACCAAUCUGUCUUUUCUGAUCAGGAUGUGUUCUUCUUUCUUGUAGCUUACCCUGGGUCCUAUCAACACACAGGGAGAUAAGUGUUCAGGUUAUCGACUCAGUUUUGUUCAUGCCAUUUCUGCCAGGCCAAAGUUCUUACUUUGAUUUUAAUCUUUUUUCCAUUUUUUUUUCAAUUAUAAAGUGUCGACAGUGAUUAUCUGGGGCUUUCCAUUCCUCCGUGUGUCUCCAGAGCUUUAAAGCCAGGACAUCUGCAGACACAUGGCAGUGACCCCUACCUACCACUUCUGAUGACAGUGUUGGUUGGGAGCAAGUUUUCCACUUGGGGAGGACGGGAUAGGCAGCAUCGUGUACUCUCCACAGUUAUCGACCUUGACUCCUAGAGAGGAUAUUUUCACCAGUGUUAGAAUGUGUGUCAAAGCUGUGCAGUCAGAGCCUGGGCUAGGCUAGGUGGGAGAAGGAAGUGUCUGAAAGUGGCCGUGUGACCUGCCUGGGGCUGUGUGUUAGGAGCAGGUUCUGCGAAGCAGAGGAAACGGCAGCUGGCAGCUGCUCUGUUAAAGCUGAACUUAGUUCUCCAGUUGUUGAUCUCUUCUCCUUUUACAUAUUUGUAGUCGUAUAACUCUUGGAAGGAAAAUUAGCUGAAAUUGUCAGUAUAUAAAUAUGUCUAGGACUGAAUUUGAUUACUCUGGAGUAAGACAGUGGCUGCAGAGAAAGGUAGUUUGUACAUGAGUGUGUGUUUGUUAAGUCAAUUCAUUAGCAUGGCUGUGCAUUUAGUUAUGAGCAAAGUACCACUAGCCCAAACAGUCCGCACACUGCACUCGCGACCUGGCACGCCACUGUGCUUCUUUAAUGCUACCCUAUGUCCUUCAAGAAGCAAUUUUUAAAUCUCACCUCCCCACUGGGGGCUGUGUUAGAAUGUAUAUAGUUCAGCACACUUUUUCUAAAUCUUGCCUCUCCACUGGGGACUGUUUUAGAAUGUAUAGGUUGCUUCAUAUCCUCCUGUUAAUUUAUGGGGCCAUUUGGCUAGAGGAAAAAUAGCAAUAAAAUCAUAGGCUAUGGGCAUGAUCCUAGUGAAGAUUCCUUUCUCUCUUCUCUGACCUCACUGUCGACAGGGAGGGAGGUACAGAAAAAGGGAAAGCGUUGAGAGCUGUACAGCCAGACAUGGCUGCCUUAGUGUUGUUUUGUCCACAGCAUGUCUUCUUCUGUAAAAGAAACAAGGAUUAAAGAGCGUUUAGCAUUUGCCUGCCUGCCUGUCUUUUCUUGAACUUGUAAAACCAUGAUGAGAUUUUAAAAGCAUAGAAGAAGGUUGAGGUCAUUGUAUUCUGAUGAAUUAGAACACAGGAAACACAGCAAGCUGGAGUUGUUUCCUCGCUGUGCAGUGGGAGCUCUGCUGUGAACAGUCUAUUGAGUCCUUUAGCACAUGGGCACCCUAGAUGGCCGCAGAUGGACAGACAGCCCACAUUGGACAAGCUCUGUUGUCAGCUUUGGCUGAGGACAAAGUCUCUUUCUAUUUUGCACCAAUCAAUCACAAAUAACUCUGUCACAUUGUGAUGAAUAAAUCGUUUAUUUGCAGUCCAGAAGCCAGUAGCAGUUAAGCGACAUGACGAGAGAUAAAGAAGACAGUUUUAGUCGUGAGUCACCAGGAUAAGGUAUUCUUUAUUCAGCUGUUGUAGGAUCAAUUUGAAGUUUGAAGUUGCUGCACAUUCUAGAAAGGCUUUCGGCAUUUGGAGUUGAUCUAUUUUAGGUGGUCUUUGAUGUUUUUGUUUGUUUGUUUUGUUUGCAUCUCUUUACUCGUCUGUCUUGUUUACUUCUCUUCACUCCUUGUCUUUUGAGAAAACUUAAAUUUGCCUCUCAAAAUCUAGUUCAGAAUAUUUUAUGUCAAGAGAAUUGUUUUUUAGGAUGCAAACUAAAAAUGAAAAAUAUUUUUAUGUCAUUGACCUGAAGCAAGGAUUAAGUUUUGGAGGUUUGUGACCCUUUUAUCUCAAGACAGAAAAUUUUAUUUUACUUUUUAUUUUUUAAUGCAAAAAUAUAGCAGAGUUCUCUUUGAAAAUACUUGAGGUGGCAAUGCAUAGUUAGGUGACUGUUCUUUCUGAACAUUGUAUUUUAAA
This is a messenger RNA of Myodes glareolus (Bank vole), 3175 nucleotides long. RefSeq names its product coiled-coil domain containing 172 (gene Ccdc172). Gene Ontology annotation, cellular component: cytoplasm. The record is from RefSeq and is a predicted model, not a curated record. Lineage: Eukaryota; Metazoa; Chordata; Mammalia; Rodentia; Cricetidae.